Molecule: messenger RNA, 875 nt
Organism: Phaedon cochleariae (mustard beetle)
Lineage: Eukaryota; Metazoa; Arthropoda; Insecta; Coleoptera; Chrysomelidae
Source: the annotation of a GenBank genome assembly
UUAUUGAGAAAUUUGAUAACACACCCAAAUUAUAACAGCUAUCGUCUUUGAUUAAAUCUUCGUAAUAUUUCAUCAUACACGAAUCAAGUAUAUUUAAGGAGUUCAGUGUAUUGAACCCAUAUCCAUUCAAUGAUAGACUUUCCAAGAACUAAGAUACAUAUUUUAUAUCAGUGCUAUGGUGAAUGAUAGUUACGCAAUAGUAGGUACCAUCGAAAUUUGUGAAAUUGACCAGUCAAUUGAUUGAUCUUGAAUUUUUAUAAACUUCAUAUUUGUGACAAAGUUUGUGAUAAGAUGGCAAAGGUGUCUUCGAUGCUUUCUGGAUUUUUAUCGAAAGCUUUGGCAGCAACAGAUCAACUCAGUGUUAAUGUGCAAGAGUCCCCUAUCAAGGCUUGUACUCCAGGAGAAAGAAUAAUAACCAUGAAGGAGGUAUCCUGGCAUGACGAAGCAGAUGACUGUUGGAUAAUAAUAUACGAUAGAGUUUACGAUAUCUCAGAUUUCCUAGAUGAGCACCCUGGUGGCAGUGAUAUACUUCUCGAAUACGCUGGAAGGGAAGCCAGUGGUGCUUUCAGAGGAUCUGGGCACAGUGCAAAAGCCAUUAGGGCCUUAGACAGGUUCUGCAUAGGAGAGUUACCCAUGCACGAACGUAUCUUCAGGAAGCCAGGAGGGUACAAGCUUAGUGACAUACCGGACUAAAAGAAAUAUAUUCCGGAUCAGUGUCCUUUCAGUACUUAAUAUUUUAGAAUUUUAUUUAUAUUUAUCAUUCAUUGUUAGCGUUUACUUUUAAUGUCAUUGUUUAGUAUUUAUUCCAAUCAGUAUUAUUGAAGCUUAGAACUGUUGAUUACAUACCUAAUCAAAUUAAAAACCUCGUUAAAAAC